Messenger RNA from Schizosaccharomyces cryophilus OY26, 1961 nucleotides. RefSeq names its product NAD dependent epimerase/dehydratase. The record is from RefSeq and is a predicted model, not a curated record. NCBI's taxonomy places the organism in Eukaryota, Fungi, Ascomycota, Schizosaccharomycetes, Schizosaccharomycetales, Schizosaccharomycetaceae. Gene Ontology annotation, molecular function: protein-containing complex binding. Gene Ontology annotation, cellular component: mitochondrion. The transcript has 2 exons. Bases 944 to 1789 code for a protein of 281 amino acids.
UUUCAAUUCGAUUGUAUAAAGUUUAAUUAAGCUCUAUUAAUUGAAAUGCGUCUCAUGCUUUGUUUACAAUAGGGAUGAGUAUGUGUUGAGACUUUUUGAAAAUGGACACUUCAUAUCGAAGGAAAAGAAAUGGGUUCAAUUUUAUGUUUCAACAAAACUUAACACGAAAGGUGACGAAUGUCCUAUUGAGUUGCAAAGGUUUCUAGAUUUGAAUUGUACUGCGACAGACAAAUUCCUUUAAAACAUCGCUAAACUAUGUCUUAUAAGCGGACGUAAAGGUUAAUAUCUCAAUUGACCUUUUUAUUUGAUAUCAAAAUACCAUUUGGUUUUUUUUACACAUGUCAAUCUUUGUAUUUGUAAGACUCUUUGGUUUUCCAGUUAUUUACACAAAAUGACUUUGAUUAUAAUUUAGCGAAAAGUUAUUGUCACACAAAGAAAAGGUUCAUAAACUUUUCUUGGUUAAUAACUCAUUUCCUUACUUGAAUGAUCAUAGUACGGAUCUGUCUCAACGAAUAUAACCUCAAUAUGUAGGCAAGAUAUUCAUUCCUCUCUUCCAUCCGUAUUAAUGUAUUUACUCUUGUCUUUUUUUUCCCUCUUAUAUGUAAACAAACAUCAUGCCUUUGGAGUAACAGAUGAGUUAACAAUUCUAUCAUAAUUUGACAUCGUACCAAGAUUCCACUAGUAAGGUUCAAAAAGAAGAUUCUCAAUUUUCCUUUUAUUUGUUUGCAACUUCCUACUUCCUUUUUCUCACAUUCCGGUUUUAUUAGCCUCCUUUAUAAAGCUUUCUUUCAGUUGACAUAAAGCAAGAUACAUUCGAGGAAUAGGCAUCUUUGAAAAUCGAUCCAGAGUUAUUUAAUAUUUGUUUUCAACUUUUAACAUUUUCUUCUUUUUCCUAGAAUUCGACAAUUUGUUAAAUUUUUAAUAGUGCUCUAUAGUUGUUACAAUGAAGCUGGUUGUCUUAGGUGGAUCUGGGUUCCUUGGUCAUAACAUAUGUAAACUUGCGAUUGCAAGAGGGCAUCAAGUUGUCUCUGUGUCUCGAAGAGGACGUGGUGGAAUUCAAUACAAAGAACCAUGGAUGGAAAAAGUCCAUUGGGAAAAAGUGGAUGCAAUGAAGGAACCCCAUUCCCUUCUUCCUAUUGUUCAAGAUGCUUCUGCAGUAGUUAAUACGGUCGGAAUCCUUAUGGAAUCCAACUAUAAGCAAGCUCUUGAAAACCCAAGAGGCUCGAUUCUUCAACUCGUCAAGAACUUGAGGAGCAAUGUUUUCCAAGGCUCUGAAAACCCAUUGAAAAAACCCCCUUCUCCAUCUGUUCCUCCUGCUAAGCCAAAUCUACGAUUUGAAACUAUCAACCGAGACUUAGCUAUUAACACAGCCAAUAUAGCGGCUGAAGCCCAUGUCCCAGUAUACUGUUAUAUUUCCGCUCAUGCAUCUGUUCCUGGGCUCGAUCCACGAUAUAUAAGUACGAAGCGAGAGGCCGAGCAAGCUAUUUCUAAAAUACCAAAUAUGCGAUCCAUUUUUGUACGUCCUACCUUUAUGUAUGAUACCUAUAAUCGACCUAUAUCUGGAGUCUUCGCUCCUCUUCUGAAACUUUCUUCUGGAUUCAACCAUUUUUGCUCUGGAUUUUUUGAUUUUCUUGGAGCUGCUUCUGCUGAGCCUUUACCGACUUCAGAUGUCGCAAAAGCUGCUCUUGAAGCUAUUCUUGAUCCUUCAAAAUCUGGUCCAUUGGGAAUACAAGAAAUCAAAGACUUGGCGAAUCGAGCAUCUUCUUCCUCCAAUUCGUCUUCUUUUUGAUUUAACCAAGCCUUAGGCUUGGGAAUCGUCGUAAACAAUAAUAAAUUCCUGAACAAAACUCAUGAUAUAGCCCAUAAGAGUCGAAGAGUUUGAUUUCGUCUUUUUUUUACUUAUAUUGACAAAUACAUUUUAUAUUACAAGCAAUAAUAAAUUUACAUUUAAAAAAUGAUAU